AUGUGCGCGGAUUGGGCUUGGGAUGCUUGGCGCCUGCUCUCUGCCUCGCGCUGUGGGCGAAGAGGGGCCAGCGAGGCCGGAUCUCGCCCUCGAGGGCUUUUGCCACUCCGGGCCGCUGCAGCUGCCAGCGAUGCCAGCGACGCGGGCGACGCGCACAGCGACGCGCGCAGUGGCGCGCGCCGCGACGGCGCUGCUCGAAGCCUGCGGGCUUUGACGGAGGCCUUCCCAGCAGCUCGCCUCAGGGAAGCACAUGAUGUUCCAGACUCGGAGCUGAACCGCUUCGCCCGGGCUCGGUGGCGAAAGCCCGAAGCUGCCCUCGCGAUGUUCAUCGAACACCGGCGUUGGCGUUCGGCCGAAGGGCACCCAGAGCAGCUGCAAGCUGCCCUGGACAAGACACCUCCCGGGUUCUGUUCGUCAGGGCCCAAGGACCCGGGUGCCUGUGAUGGCACGCGCGUGCUGCUCGUCCAAGGGGCCCGCUACCAGCUGGGGGCUGCCGAACCCGAGGAGUACACUUUGGGGAUCUGCCGUGUGCUGGACGAGAUCUUUGAGGAUGCCGACGACGAGGCUCGGGUCACGGUGCUCAUCGACGUACGCCGGGGCGAAGGCUGGCCAAACCCCCCAGCGAUCAAGCUCCUCCCCUUCAUCCAAGCCUGCGCUCGGAUCAUCUCGGGCCACUAUCCUGAGCGCCUCCGGCGGUUGAUUAUUUAUCCGGUGCCUUGGGUAGCCACGAUGAUCCUGGGCAUUGUGAGACGCCUCCUUGACCCAGUGACCUUCGAGAAGAUCGCGGCCAUCGCCGGCGACGACCAAAUUGGAGCUGCCUGUCCUGGCGCUGAACUCCGGAAGUACGUCAGCAGGGACAGCUUGCCAAAACAUGCCUGGCCGUGCCUGCGAAGCAGGCUGCGAAGCAGGAGUGUGUCUGACUUUGUGGGGAUGCCGAAUUGGCCCCUGCAGCACCACCACAGCCUUGAACAGUACGAGCAUCGCAUGGCACUGGCAGUCUCUGGCAGUCCUCUUUCAGCGCUCGCUUUCCACAAAGGUGGCGACGUGUCGGCGGGCGGCUCGGUAGCUGCGCUAUGCUACGACGUGAGCAGAGUAAGAAAGAAGCGUGCCGCACAAGCCGAGUGCCUUUUCGUGGCCACCCUGCAGGACACCAGCAAAGAGGCCAGCGCUUGCGCCUGUGCGCUCCGGAAAGCAAAGCCGCAAACGUCUCAAAACAGCAUCUGCAACAUCGCAAGAAUUGGGAUGAAGCCGUGGUCCGGGGACAAAAGGCGUGGCCUUCAUGCGCCUUCUGCUGCUUUGUCAGUGUCGGCCACGAAGCUAGGUCCCGUGGGCGCCCCCGUGCACGAGUCACGAAAGUGUGUUUUUCGCCUCGUCCCGGCGUUGCCCCGUGUCGCGAAGCUGUGGGAUGAGUUCGCCUCGCGUGGCCUCUACACGCAGCAGAUUGCCGAGGCCCUGGCGAUGGCUCUGGAAGGGGGCCACGAGGACUCGGCCACCAAGUUGGCAGCAGUGGAAGCUCUGCGCGCACAAGGGCCCCUGGCUUCGGAACAUUCCACGGCUGUGGGAACGGCCCUUCUGGACCAGAGAAGUGGCUUGCAGCCACGCACACGCAGCCGCACACACAGAGAGAAAGAGCGACAAAGCAACCUGCAGAAAGCCAAAGACAAACAGGACGUGGACGAUGAUGUCCGGGAGCUGGCGGCUCUGACCCUCUUGUGCGUGGAGCCGCCACGUGAAGCCUGGGGCCCUUUCUGA
Molecule: messenger RNA, 1752 nt
Organism: Symbiodinium natans
Lineage: Eukaryota; Dinophyceae; Suessiales; Symbiodiniaceae
Source: the annotation of a GenBank genome assembly